Molecule: messenger RNA, 908 nt
Organism: Echinops telfairi (small Madagascar hedgehog)
Lineage: Eukaryota; Metazoa; Chordata; Mammalia; Afrosoricida; Tenrecidae
Product: growth-regulated protein homolog gamma-like
Exons: 4
Coding region: 1-348 (115 amino acids)
Biological process (GO): neutrophil chemotaxis; chemokine-mediated signaling pathway; inflammatory response
Cellular component (GO): extracellular region
Molecular function (GO): CXCR chemokine receptor binding; chemokine activity
Source: RefSeq, a predicted model, not a curated record
AUGGCCCGCGCCGCGCCCCCAGCCGCCGCCCGCGCCCCUCGCCUCCUCCGGGCCGCGCUGCUGCUCGUGCUCCUGGUCGCCGCCGGCCGGCGCGCUGCAGGGGCGCCGGUGGUGUCGGAACUGCGCUGCCAGUGCGUGAAAACCAUGCAGGGAAUCCACCUCAAGAACAUAUACAAUGUCACGGUGACGCCCCCGGGACCCCACUGCGCGCAAACGGAAGUCAUAGCCACUCUCAAGAAUGGGCAGGACGUUUGUCUCAACCCCGCAGCCCCCAUGGUUAAGAAAAUGAUGCAAAAGAUACUUGCAAAUGGCAGUUCCAACGGCUCUUUCCGGAGAGAGGAUGCGUAGCGGACGCUGUGCUGGAAGCGGACCCUGCCUUUGCAUGCCCUGGGAGCAGAAACUGUCAGCUCCGGGGUCCCCCUGCAAGGCCUUCUGCUGGAGCCUAGCUUACCACAGACCUCCCAUGGCGUUAUUUAUUUAUUUACUUAUUUAUUUUUAAAGCGUCCAUGUUAAUAUAUUACAUGUAAGAUAAUUAAGGGUGUGGUGGAAUUUGUUUACACACUCUACUGUUAUGUGUAUUGUUCCCUUUAUGCCAAAUCAACGUUGCUUUGGUCCUGAUUCUUAUUUCAUUCAAAGAUAAAGGUUUCCAAAUGUUCGCCAGUCGUUCAAAUGUCUGUGAAGGAGGCUGCGAGCCACAGAUAGUCCAGUCAUUGUUAGAGGGGGAGGAUAUGUGUGUACUUUAUUUUCUAUUUGGAAGAAGGUUGUUUGCUAUUUAUUGAAACCAUUUUUUUUUUCAGGAUGGGGGUCAACAUGUCUCUUGUUGAAACUUUUAAGAACUGUCAUGUUCUAAAGAUCCCUUGGACAUUUUAUGUCUUCCUUGUAAGGCACAAUGCCUUGUUUUAUAUUAA